Molecule: messenger RNA, 2160 nt
Organism: Triticum turgidum subsp. durum (durum wheat)
Lineage: Eukaryota; Viridiplantae; Streptophyta; Magnoliopsida; Poales; Poaceae
Source: the annotation of a GenBank genome assembly
AUGGCCAGCGCCGGCGGCACGCUCGAGCCCCUCCACGUCUACGACACCGUCUUCCACGGCUUCUCCGCGUCGCUGUCCGCGUCCCGCGCCGAGGAGCUGCGGCGCCACCCGGCCGUGCUCGCCGCGUUCGAGGACCGGGUCCGCCAGCUGCACACCACCCGCUCGCCGCAGUUCAUGGGCCUCCGCGCCCGCCUCGGGCUGUGGUUCCUCGCCGACUACGGCUCCGAUGUCAUCGUCGGGGUGCUGGACACCGGCGUGUGGCCCGAGCGCCGGAGCCUGUCGGAUAGGAACCUACCGCCCGUCCCCGCCCGGUGGCGCGGCGGCUGCGACGCCGGGCCGGCGUUCCUGGCGUCCUCCUGCAACAAGAAGCUCGUCGGCGCGCGGUUCUUCUCGCAGGGCCACGCCGCGCACUACGGCGUCGAUGCGGCGGCGUCUAACGGGUCCGUGGAGUACAUGUCGCCGCGCGACGCCGACGGGCACGGGACGCACACGGCCACCACGGCCGCCGGGAGCGUGUCCUACGCGGCGAGCAUGGAGGGGUACGCUUCCGGGGUCGCCAAGGGCGUCGCGCCCAAGGCCAGGGUUGCCGCGUACAAGGUGUGCUGGAAGGGCGCCGGCUGCCUCGACUCCGACAUCCUGGCUGGCUUCGACCGCGCCGUCGCGGACGGCGUGGACGUCAUCUCCGUCUCCAUAGGCGGCGGCAACGGCGCGGUGUCGCCGUUCUAUAUUGACCCAAUUGCCAUCGGCUCGUACGGUGCCGUUUCGCGGGGAGUGUUCGUGGCCACCUCUGCGGGAAACGAAGGGCCCGCUCCCAUGUCAGUGACCAACCUCGCCCCGUGGAUCGCCACCGUGGGCGCCGGCACCAUCGACCGCAACUUCCCCGCCGAGAUCGUGCUCGGCGACGGGAGGCGCAUGUCAGGGGUGUCUCUCUACUCCGGCAAGCCCCUGGCCAACAACACAAUGCUGUCUUUGUACUACCCCGGGAGGUCAGGUGGGCUGUCAGCUUCGCUGUGCAUGGAGAACUCCAUCGACCCGUCGCUUGUGGCCGGCAAGAUUGUCAUCUGCGACCGCGGCAGCAGCCCACGCGUGGCCAAGGGGAUGGUCGUCAAGGAAGCCGGUGGCGCGGCGAUGGUUCUGGCCAACGGGGAGGCCAACGGCGAAGGUCUGGUAGGGGACGCCCACGUCCUCCCAGCUUGCUCGGUGGGCGAGAACGAGGGCGACGCGCUCAAGGCAUACGCUGCCAACACCACCAACCCGACCGCAACAAUUGUCUUCCGGGGCACGGUCAUCGGCGUCAAGCCGGCUCCCCUGGUGGCCUCCUUCUCGGCGCGCGGGCCCAACGGACUCGUCCCGGAAAUCCUCAAGCCCGACUUCAUCGCCCCCGGCGUCAACAUCCUCGCGGCGUGGACGGGCGCCACCGGCCCAACCGGCCUGGAGGCCGACGCCAGGCGGACGGAGUUCAACAUCCUGUCGGGGACGUCGAUGGCGUGCCCGCACGCGAGCGGCGCCGCCGCGCUGCUCCGGUCCGCGCACCCCAGGUGGUCGCCGGCGGCCAUCCGGUCGGCGCUGAUGACCACGGCCAUCGUGACCGACAACCGCGGCGGGGCCGUGGCGGACGAGGCCGAGCCCGGGCGCGCCGCGACGCCGUUCGACUACGGCGCGGGGCACAUCGCGCUGGGCAAGGCCCUGGACCCGGGGCUGGUGUACGACGCCGGGGACGAGGACUACGUGGCGUUCAUGUGCAGCAUCGGGUACGCGGCCAACGCGAUCGAGGUGAUCACGCACAAGCCCGUGGCGUGCCCGGCCGCGACGGGCAGGAAGCCGUCGGGGUCGGACCUGAACUACCCGUCCAUCUCCGUGGUGCUCUACGGCGGCAACCAGUCGAAGACGGUGAUCCGCACGGCGACCAACGUGGGCGCCGAGGCGUCCGCGACGUACAAGGCGCGCGUGGAGAUGGCGAGCGGCGGCGCGUCGGUGGCGGUGAAGCCGGAGAAGCUCGUCUUCUCCCCGUCCGUGAAGAAGCAGAGCUUCGCGGUGACGGUGUCGGCGGCGGCCGCGCCAUCCACCGCGGCGCCGGUGCACGGGCACCUCGUCUGGUCGGACGGCCGCGGGCACGACGUCCGGAGCCCCAUCGUGGUGACGUGGCUGCAGCCCAUGUAA